UCUUCUUUACUUUCGUCUCUCCAACAAACAAAAACCUGAAAAAUGAGAACAUAUUAAGGAAAUCGCCGCUCUGAUUUGCCCUUUUCCAUCCUUUGUUUCGUCGUUGUCUCCUUAAAUCGCCUUUAAGCGCUUCUCUUUCUUAGUCUCUUUUAGCUCUCUCAUGGCAUCUCUCCUCUCAACGUUUCAGGUUGGGUUUAAAGUAUCAUGAAUGAGGUGAUGAGGAACUUAGCGAGAUAUCCGGCCUUAAAUUGCAUGCACUAUUAGACUUUUCUCUAUAAGUUGGUGAUUCUGUCUGUUUUUUCAUUUAAAUAAAGAGAGGUAAAGAGGGUCGCUUGAAAGGUUACUUGAUAUCAUGGGCUAUCCGAAUUCAGUGUUUUCACCAAGCGGAAGUCAGGUUGAUGACGCCCCUGUCACUGGUGGGGGUCUGAGUCAGAAUGGAAAGUUCAGCUAUGGAUAUGCAAGCUCUCCAGGAAAAAGGGCAUCAAUGGAAGAUUUUUAUGAAACCAGAAUUGAUGGUGUUGACGGGGAGAUAGUUGGGCUAUUUGGAGUAUUUGAUGGUCAUGGGGGCGCUCGAGCUGCAGAAUAUGUAAAGCAGAACCUAUUCAGUAAUUUGAUCAGCCAUCCAAAGUUCAUUUCUGAUACCAAGUCAGCUAUAGCUGAUGCCUACAGUCAUACAGACUCAGAAUUUCUCAAAUCAGAAAAUAAUCAGAAUAGAGAUGCCGGCUCGACUGCUUCCACUGCGAUUCUGGUUGGUGAUCGUUUGCUAGUUGCAAAUGUUGGGGAUUCCAGAGCUGUUAUUUGUAGGGGUGGAAAUGCUAUAGCCGUUUCACGAGAUCACAAGCCAGAUCAAACUGAUGAACGACAGCGGAUUGAGGAAGCUGGAGGAUUUGUGAUGUGGGCUGGCACUUGGAGAGUGGGUGGUGUUCUUGCUGUCUCUCGUGCAUUCGGUGAUAGGCUUUUGAAGCAGUAUGUUGUUGCCGACCCCGAAAUUCAGGAAGAAGUGAUUGACAACUCCCUGGAAUUUCUCAUCCUUGCAAGUGAUGGACUGUGGGAUGUCGUCACAAAUCAGGAGGCUGUUUCUAUGAUUAAGUCUAUAGAGGAUCCAGAAGAGGCUGCCAAAAGGCUGCUGCAAGAAGCAUACCACAGAGGAAGUGCAGAUAAUAUUACUUGUGUUGUUGUCCGUUUCUUGGCAGAUCAGGGGGAACCUUCUCGUAUUGGUCAGAGGAAAGGUGGACCUGCUAAUAGCAGCAGCUCUGGGUGAACCAAUGUCAAAUGUUUAUAUGUUACAAGACAAAGAAACUACUCUCAGGUUGAGAAUGUGACUCCAUAUCAGCCGCUUGUGUAACUCAGUUUAUAGUGAAUCCUUCUCUUAGUUUCUUGAUAUAGAUAGGUAUGGUGGUGUGUGAAUCUGUAAAGACUCAAGUUUUCUGUAACUACUUUAUAAAUAACCUUUUUUUC
Messenger RNA from Telopea speciosissima, 1458 nucleotides. Its product is annotated as probable protein phosphatase 2C 59. The record is from RefSeq and is a predicted model, not a curated record. Lineage: Eukaryota; Viridiplantae; Streptophyta; Magnoliopsida; Proteales; Proteaceae. Gene Ontology annotation, molecular function: cation binding; protein serine/threonine phosphatase activity. Gene Ontology annotation, cellular component: cytosol; nucleus. Gene Ontology annotation, biological process: protein dephosphorylation. The transcript is spliced from 10 exons. Bases 353 to 1261 code for a protein of 302 amino acids.